Hypoxylon fragiforme is the source of this 2079-nucleotide messenger RNA. RefSeq lists its product as uncharacterized. Gene Ontology annotation, biological process: DNA-templated transcription; regulation of DNA-templated transcription. The transcript has 9 exons. Bases 1 to 2079 code for a protein of 692 amino acids. Gene Ontology annotation, molecular function: DNA-binding transcription factor activity, RNA polymerase II-specific; zinc ion binding; DNA binding. Lineage: Eukaryota; Fungi; Ascomycota; Sordariomycetes; Xylariales; Hypoxylaceae. The record is from RefSeq and is a predicted model, not a curated record.
AUGACGAUGUCAGAGGGAGACGGUCAAAAUGGGGCGCAGAGAUUAUCCGUUCAACCUUCGGCGCCUCGGAAGAAGUUUGCGGUCCCUCCUGUUAAGAAUGCCUGUCUAUCAUGUCGUGCCUCAAGGACGAGAUGCAACGGUGAGCAUCCGUGCGCAAGUUGCGUAACCAAAGAUCGCGAGUGCGUUUAUAAACCUAGUAGGCGAGGGGGACCUCGUAUCCGCAAGAAGUCUCGACCGCUUUCGGACUAUCAAGAUGUCGCCCUCUCGCUACCUUUUCAGCAAGAGGAACUCCCACAGGACUCGCUUCUACUCGAGAAUUAUAUCGACCCUGGGGCUGGCCUCAAGCCUCUAGCUGAUAUAUGGAGGGACAGUGAUGCUAUAUAUGACAAUCUAUUUCAAGAUGCAAUGAUGAAUACUGCUCGUGAUAUCAAAAUCCCGAUGGUUAGGACUUAUGGCGGCAACGACCGGGCUAUAUUGAACGCGUAUUAUAUCUGGAUUCAUCCUUAUUUCCCUAUCCUGCCACCACCAGAAACGACACCAGUAGUUGAUCAAGUUAUGCCUCUUCUCGAAACUCAGAGAGACAAGUUUGAGGAGCCAUCUUCGGCCAUCAGUCUGGCCGUCUCCUCAAUCCUGGCUCUUAUACCAUGCCCUCAGGACACCAAUCCACUUGAUGCAGAAUCAGUCCGUUGGAGGCGCACAUACUCGCAAUUUCUCGCAAAGGCAGCGUUGGAAAGUAUCGAGAUCGAGUCCGAGAGGCCUGAAUCCUCUGUUGAGCCGCCAAAGGCCCUGGAUGAUUCCGAUGAGGAGAUUUUCCGAGAAAAGUUUCACUCACAGGUUCCUCUUGAAUUAGAAAGUAUCAUCGCCCUCAAUCUUCUUAGCGUCUAUGAAUAUGCGCAGCGUGGGAACUUGAAGAAGAUGAGAGCGAGGACUGGCGCAGCUUUGGUGGCUGCAAUGUCUCUAUCGCUCCAUACGCGCAACGACGUAGAAGAUGAAUAUUCUGAGGCGCGACGUCGCGCCUGGUGGAUGACUUACAUUUGUGUUUGUCAGGGAUCCAUUGUCAGCAACAUCCCACCGACUUUUGAGGUGUUUGCAUCUAGUUUUACCGCCAAGUAUCCCACUAUCAAAGCGGACACAGAGGCCUGGCCCUUGUUUGUACAGGCCCAACAAGCUAUUCUAGCAGCUACCCAGUUCGUUAUUGAAUUCAAUAAGGCUAGAAAAGAUCAAGCAGACAUGACGCGUAUUUUCAACCGAAUGAGAGAGCUUGAACGCCUUUUGGAGCCUCUGAUCACCAAAUCCGAGACAUGGGUACUGAACUCUUCGUUGACGCAGCCAGUUGACAAGAGGGAGUCUGUUUUAUCGCAGUCGCUGCGGUGUAUCUCGCGCAUCAAGCUAAACAGUGCUCGAAUCAAAGUGCAUCGCUACUGCGCUUUCUUUGACCUCGCCGUGUUUUCUGUAAAACACUGCGAUCUAAAGAGCACAAACGAAAAAGAAGUCGCCGAAAGUCCCGACGUGGUGCAACUUCAAUCAUGUUGCACUACGACGAUGAGCGGGACUCCGUCCGCCCACUCUAGCCAAUCUGUGGGAUCAGUGUCGCCCACUCUCUCCAGUCGAUCCACACCUAACGCAGACUGUUGCACUUUUACCUAUCAGCCUGCGCCAGUGUCCCUUCAGUUCCCAUUCACCACACACCAAUCAUCCAAGAUUUGCCUGAAAUCUGCCUUGAAUAUCGCCCAGGCGUUUGAUUCACUGCCUUACCCGAACCCCAGUGGGUUGCUUUGCGAUACGCCCUGCUACAUAGGGCCGAAUUCCUCUCUGAUCACACCGAGAACAAUGCCCUCGUUUGCCUGUUGUGCAAUGCAAUGUAGCUAUGCCUUGCUCAUGGUCAAGGAUAGAACAGAGUCGAGGUAUCCGACCGUGGUUGGCGAAGCAAGUCCUCUUGUCGACAACCUUCGUGAUCGUCUUCAACAAGGACUAGUUUCCAUACUAGUGACCCUUGAAAACUACGCCACAUCUUUCGAAGCUUUAGGGGGAAUGAGAGAUCAGAUUCGUGGCAAGGUUGACCUAGCUCUGGGGUUUUGA